Molecule: messenger RNA, 635 nt
Organism: Mollisia scopiformis
Lineage: Eukaryota; Fungi; Ascomycota; Leotiomycetes; Helotiales; Mollisiaceae
Product: cell wall biogenesis protein-like protein Ecm15
Exons: 4
Coding region: 126-482 (118 amino acids)
Cellular component (GO): cytosol
Source: RefSeq, a predicted model, not a curated record
GCAUUCUCACAUUCUCAAACCUGGCUUCGUAAAUUCAAUAUCUCACUCAAGGACGUUCAAGACCCCUCUUCCAGAAAACGAUUUCCAAUCUCACCAGAAAAAUUACCCCGCUACCCCACUUCAUCAUGUCAGAAAAGAUCGAGUACACAAACCUUCCAACGCCACCAGCAUGCGUUGCGGACUUCUGUCUCAUACCGAUUGGCACGCCCACCGCGUCCGUAUCAAAUGAAGUUGCGGCUGUCCAAAGAUUGAUGAAGGCGAGUGGCCUGAGCUAUUCGAUGCAUAGUGCGGGAACAACGGUUGAAGGCACAUGGGACGAAGUAAUGCGCCUCAUCGGCCAAGCCCACACCCUCGUCCACCAAAACGGUGUACUCAGAGUCCAAACCGACAUCCGAGCCGGAACACGUACCGACAAGAAACAGCACUUCUCCGAGAAGGUGACGAAAGUGAAGAGCAUUCUUGCUGCUGAUGGAAAGGCGUGAGAUUUCUGGGUCCAGCGUGGCGGUUCGUUGUGAUGGAGAAGGGGUUAUGGGAUAUGGGAAACCGGCUCUAAUGCCCUGCUCGUAUAACGAGGGAGUUGGUGAAGUCUGAGAAGGCAUCGCAGACGUGGCUUGACUUCUUGGGUUCGUUGCUAG